Messenger RNA from Aspergillus aculeatus ATCC 16872, 2627 nucleotides. RefSeq names its product putative DNA repair protein (Rad57). The transcript is spliced from 2 exons. Bases 81 to 2195 code for a protein of 704 amino acids. Gene Ontology annotation, molecular function: DNA strand exchange activity; ATP hydrolysis activity; single-stranded DNA binding. Gene Ontology annotation, biological process: DNA repair; DNA strand invasion; mitotic recombination. Lineage: Eukaryota; Fungi; Ascomycota; Eurotiomycetes; Eurotiales; Aspergillaceae. The record is from RefSeq and is a predicted model, not a curated record.
UCGCCGCCGCGGAACCACGGCGAUCGACGAGUUGAUGGCGGGCAGCCUCGACUUCUGCUUCAUUCGAGUUUCUCACGCUUAUGGAUCUUUUGUCAGUCCUCCCGGACUUCCCAACCAAACGGUACUCCCAUAUUCUCCCUCCUCUGGAGCGGAAUCAUAUCACCACCGUCGAUCUGAUCACCCUCGACACCCUCGAGAUCGCCAAACGCGCCCACGUCCCCGCAGCUGACGUCCGCCGAUUGUCCACUCAGAUCAUCCGAGCGCUUCAUCACGAUGUCGGAUUCGAAGAGAUCAGAGGCCCCGACACGGAAGAGCCAGCCUCCAGCCUCAGUGAGGAUCUCCCUGUCGCUCCAGGCCCAGCCAGCACGCUAGAUUUGUCGCAAUGGAGUGCGAUCAGCACGCUCGACCUCACGUUAGACGCACUGCUCGAUGGAGGGAUACCGACACGCUACGUGACCGAAGUGACGGGUGAGAGUGGAAGUGGCAAGACGCAGUUCCUCCUCACUCUCCUUCUGGCCGUCCAGCUGCCUGCGCCUCGGGGCCUGGCGAAGAAUGCGAUCUACAUCUCGACCGAAGCUCCGCUAUCGACACCGCGACUUUCUCAGCUCAUGGCAUGCCACCCCUACCUCUCGGAGAUUAGCAAAGACCAAGCCCCCUCCCUCGAAAGGGUCCUUUCCAUCAACGCGAUGGACCUUGAGAGCCAAGAUCACAUCCUCAACUACCAGCUCCCCGUCGCGAUCAAGCGCUACAACGUUGGACUGGUGGUCAUCGACUCCAUCACCUCCAACUACAGAGCGGAGCACUCCUCCCACAACCUAUCAGGUCUCUCCACCCGGUCCGGCGAACUCGCCAAAUUGGGCCAAUUGCUGCGCAACCUCGCCGUCGCCGAAGACAUAGCCAUUGUCGUUGCCAAUCAAGUCUCGGAUCGCAUCGACAGUGACAGACCAUCGAACCUCUUUCGUCCUGGUAGUGCCACCACAUACUCAUCUGCACCCUCUACUCAACAGCCGCAGCAACAACGAAUACCACGAGCCGAAUCCGGUGCAGGUGGUGGAGCAUUAUCACCCUUUCCCCACGAUUCCCGAGCUGCCGAAACCAGCAACGUAGACCUCACUCCCAUGAAUCACCACCACGGCAACGUUAUGCUCGCACCGUCUUCUCAGCCUCCAUUCUCCUCCUCACCAUUCCCACUCGCAGACGACGAUCCUCAGCAGCAACAGCAGCAGCAGCAACAGUUCGACGGCUCGUACCUCAUCGGGAACCCUGUCCGCAACGAGAUCCUGAGUCUCGUGCACCAGCAACGCUUCUUCACAGGAUGGGGCGACACCCCCCAGUCUCUGUUUCCGAGCUAUGGCCCGGGGCUGUGGAGGUCGACCUCCAAGACUCCAACGCUGGGGCUGGUGUGGUCGACGCAAAUCGCAUGUCGAAUCGCCUUGAAGAAAGAGACUCGCUCGUUCGGAGUCUUUGAUUUUGAGGGCGCCUACGAUGAUGAGGAGUUUUCUCAUCGCGAUGCCUCGCAGGCAAUCAAAGCCCCUGAUCAAAUUAUUGGACCCACCAACGUAAAGGGUGAGCACGAGGGAGCUUUGUUGGAUAUCACCACCACUACCAUCACCACAACCUCAGCAGCAGCAGCAACAACAACAAGCACAAGCCAGGAAAAAGAACAGAAGGCAGAAAUCGCCAAUUCCGAAUCUGAACCCGAAGAACUCGAGCCAUCAGAUGAUGCAGCAGUGAAGUUCAGCGGUGCUGCUACUGCUACUGCUGCUGCUGCUGCUGCUGCUACUGAUGAGCAAUCAGCAACCACAAUCCCCAAUCCUACUCCAUCCUCCUCUCCCCGAAGAACCAACCCCCCACCCGACACGCAGCAAUCAGAGUCCCCAUCACCCGCUCCAACAAGCCCUCAAGCCCCAACUGCACCAUCCCCAGCCACCGCGAAUCCUUCAACAACCCACCACCACCACCACCACCACCUCCUCCUCCCCUCAACGCAACGCACAAUCCCGCAAACCAUCCGCCGAACCUUCAAGGUAGUUUUCGCUCCAUGGACCGGAGGUCGAAAAGAGGCAGGAGAAGGAGGAGGCAGCACCCACAACCCGACCGAAGACCAAUCACCCCCGCAGCUCCACCAACCAUCCAGCCAAGAGGAAGUCGAGUUCGAGAUCUGGAAGGGGGGUAUCCGGGGAUGUUCUUCAUAACAAGCUCAACAUCGGACCCAGGCGGCAGCAUCACAGUAUAUAGAUAAUCACAUAUUCAGAGACUACAGAAGCAUGAUCCAAUGCGCUACACCCUACGUAUUGAGUAUCCACAUACUCUCUGAUUUGUCCCCUCAUAGAAACAAACACAACUAUGGAACAAAACAAUAAACCCCAAUCCCAAGAAGCAGACCCAGACUUCUUAAAUCCUAGGUAGUGGGCUGUACUGUAUAUACACGCUCACUUAUACACCUUCCGUGCUCACGCCUCGUGCCUCAUGCCCACGCUUAUUUCGGACUAGCGCCGCACCCCUCUCCAAAGUAUCCGGCACGGGCGGAAGCCCGCGGACGGGAGAACGUUUAUUUUCAUUUUUAUUUUUAAAGGAAUAAAGGAUCUCGCCCCAAUAAGACCCUUAUACCUGCUCCUCCCCCCCCC